UUUCAAUCGUGUCCAUUUUGAAGAUUGACAAUGGCGUCUUCAGCUUACUCUGACUUUGAUGUCAUCGCUCAGGAGGAGCGCGUUCGAGACGAGAUUGCUGCGUCGUCCGAGCUCGUCAGCGACCCACUGCCGACAUCCGUCCUGCUCGACGAGUACAAGGAGAACAAGGACGCCUUCCGCGACAAGCUCAAGGACGUCACAAGCAAGUACGACUCGUUCCGACGAGUGCGCGGCGAUGGCAAUUGCUUUUACCGAGCGUUCGGCUUCGCCUUGUUGCAGCAAAUCCUGCACCGUGGCACGGAGGAGCAGGCGCGCAAGUUGUACCAGCAGGCAGUUGCAUCGAAGGCACUCCUGGUCGCGCAGGGCUACACAGAGUACACAAUCGAGGACUUUUACGACUCGUACGUCGAGGUGAUUGCGCUGGCAACCGGCUUCCCAAAACCCCCAGCGGCAUAUGACUAUUCGACUGGAAUUCCCGUGCCAGUCCAGCAGGAUGCCAACAGCGAGCCGCCCAAGCAGCUUCCGUGGCCGCUGACUGCGCAAGAGCGCGCCCUGCGCGAGUCCAACUUGCUCGCCAUCUUCCGAGACGACCCCGUCGCUUCUGCCGUUGUGUACUACCUGCGCUUGCUGACUGCCGGGCACUUCAAGACCAACGCCGAGUUUUUCCAAGGCUUUAUCGAGGACGGCCUGACCGUCUCCGAGUUUUGUGCGCGCGAAGUCGAGGUGAUGGCGCGCGAGUGUGAGCAGGUGCAUAUUGUCGCGCUGUCUGCCGCGCUGGACGUCCCCGUGCGCGUUGUAUACACGGACAGUUCGGAUUCGACGUCGCAGGCCACCGAGAUUAACUUUCAAGAGGAAGGUACCGCUGCACCGACCGUGAGUCUGUUGUACCGACCCGGUCACUAUGACAUUUUGUAUGCUCGUUGAACAUCCUCCAUUCUUGCUUGACGAAAAAAAUUCGCUGUUCAUGCAAAUGCAAGAAUUCCGCUCCA
Messenger RNA from Capsaspora owczarzaki ATCC 30864, 989 nucleotides. RefSeq names its product peptidase C65 Otubain. The transcript has 3 exons. Gene Ontology annotation, cellular component: nucleus. Bases 31 to 924 code for a protein of 297 amino acids. Gene Ontology annotation, biological process: protein K48-linked deubiquitination. Gene Ontology annotation, molecular function: ubiquitin binding; cysteine-type deubiquitinase activity. The record is from RefSeq and is a predicted model, not a curated record. NCBI's taxonomy places the organism in Eukaryota, Filasterea, Ministeriida, Capsasporidae.